CCCGAGCGGAAGCGCCUGGAGCGGAAGCGGAAGUGAACGAGGCGGCUGUGGCGGUGGCUGAGGCUGCUGGGCCUAGGGUGCAGCGGGCGUGUUGCGGCUGGUGUUGGCGCAUCUCUAGAUCCUUUCCCGGAGUUCAGUUAUGGGUGUGAGAGGUUUGCAAGGAUUUGUGGGAAGUACCUGUCCACAUAUAUGUACAGUUGUGAAUUUCAAAGAACUGGCAGAGCACCACCGAAGCAAGUAUCCUGGAUGUACCCCUACCAUUGUGGUUGAUGCCAUGUGUUGUCUCAGAUACUGGUAUACUCCAGAGUCUUGGAUCUGCGGUGGCCAGUGGCGAGAAUACUUUUCUGCUUUGCGAGAUUUUGUUAAAACUUUUACGGCGGUUGGGAUCAAGUUGAUAUUCUUCUUUGAUGGCAUGGUGGAGCAGGAUAAGAGAGAUGAAUGGGUGAAACGACGGCUCAAGAACAAUAGGGAGAUAUCCAGGAUUUUUCAUUACAUCAAGUCACACAAGGAGCAGCCAGGCAGAAAUAUGUUUUUCAUCCCCUCAGGGUUAGCUGUGUUUACACGAUUUGCUCUAAAGACACUGGGCCAGGAAACUUUGUGUUCCUUACAGGAAGCAGAUUAUGAGGUAGCUUCCUAUGGCCUCCAGCAUAACUGCCUUGGGAUUCUGGGGGAAGACACUGAUUACCUAAUCUAUGACACUUGUCCCUACUUUUCAAUUAGUGAGCUCUGCCUAGAGAGCCUGGACACUGUCAUGCUCUGCAGAGAGAAGCUCUGUGAGAGUCUGGGCCUCCGUGUAGCCGACCUUCCUCUUCUGGCCUGCCUCCUUGGCAACGACAUAAUCCCAGAGGGCAUGUUUGAAAGCUUUAGGUACAAAUGCUUAUCAUCCUACACCUCUGUAAAGGAGAACUUUGACAAAAAAGGUAACAUCAUAUUAGCUGUGUCAGACCAUAUAUCGAAAGUUCUUCACUUGUAUCAAGGUGAGAAAAAAUUAGAAGAGUUAUUACCUCUGGGACCAAACAAAGCUCUUUUUUAUAAAGGAAUGGCAUCAUAUCUUUUACCAGGACAGAAAUCUCCAUGGGUUUUCCAAAAACCCAAAGGUAUACUAACUUUGGACAAGCAAGUAAUAUCCAUGAGUUCGGACCCUGAGUCCAGGGAAGAAGUUCCCAUGUGUUCAGACCCUGAAUCCAAGCAAGAAGUUCCCAUGUAUUCAGACCCUGAACCCAGGCAAGAAGUUCCCAUGUGUACAGGCCCUGAAUCCAGGCAAGAAGUUCCCAUGUGUUCAGACCCUGAAUCCAGGCAAGAAGUUCCCAUGUGUUCAGACCCUGAAUCCAGGCAAGAAGUUCCCACGUGUUCAGACCCUGAACCCAGGCAAGAAGUUCCCAUGUGUACAGGCCCUCAAUCCAGGCAAGAAGUUUUAAUAUGGACAGACCCUGAAUCUAGGCAAGAAAUUUUGUGUACAGGCCAUGAAUCCAAACAGGAAGUUCCCAUAUGUACAGAUCCUAUAUCCAAGCAAAAAGACUCCAUGUGUACACACCCUGGAAUCAAUCAAAAAUUACCUGUAGCAACAGAUUUUGAAUUUAAGCUAGAAGCUCUCAUGUGUACAAACCCUGAAAUUAAACAAGAAGACCCCACGAAUGUGGGGCCUGAAAUAAAGCAGCAAGUAACCAUGGUUUCAGACACUGAAAUCUUAAAGAUUGCUAGAACACAUCAUGUCCAAGCAGAAAGCUACCUGGUGUACAACAUCAUGAGCAGUGGAGAGAUUGAAUGCAGCAACACCCUGGAAGAUGAGCUUGACCAGGCCUUACCCAGCCAGGCCUUCAUUUACCGUCCCAUCCGACAGCGAGUCUACUCACUCUUACUGGAGGAUUGUCAAGAUGUUGCCAGCACCUGCCCAGCUGUCAAGGAGUGGUUUGUAUAUCCUGGGAACCCACUGAGGCACCCGGACCUCGUCAGGCCACUGCAGAUGACUGUUCCAGGGGGAACGCCUAGUUUGAAAAUAUUAUGGCUGAACCAAGAGCCAGAAAUACAGGUUCGGCGCUUGGACACACUCCUCGCCUGUUUCAACCUUUCCUCCUCAAGAGAAGAACUGCAGGCUGUCGAAAGCCCGUUUCAAGCUUUGUGCUGCCUCUUGAUCUACCUCUUUGUCCAGGUGGACACUCUUUGCCUGGAGGAUUUGCAUGCGUUUAUUGCGCAGGCCUUGUGCCUCCAAGGAAAAUCCACCUCGCAGCUUGUAAAUCUACAGCCUGAUUACAUCAACCCCAGAGCUGUGCAGCUGGGCUCCCUUCUCGUCCGCGGCCUCACCACUCUGGUUUUAGUCAACAGCGCGUGUGGCUUCCCCUGGAAGAUGAGUGAUUUCAUGCCCUGGAAUAUAUUUGAUGGGAAGCUUUUUCAUCAGAAGUACUUGCAGUCUGAAAAGGGUUAUGCUGUGGAGGUGCUUUUAGAACAAAAUAGAUCUCGGCUCACCAAAUUCCACAACCUGAAGGCAGUCGUCUGCAAGGCCUGCAUGAAAGAGAACAGACGCAUCACCGGCCGAGCCCACUGGGGCUCACACCAUGCAGGGAGGUGGGGAAGACAGGGCUCCAGCUACCACAGGACGGGCUCUGGGUAUAGCCGUUCCAGUCAGGGACAGCCGUGGAGAGACCAGGGACCAGGAAGCAGACAGUAUGAGCAUGACCAGUGGAGAAGGUACUAGUCGUCCUCCAGGUAAGUUCACCACCCGCAUCUCCAGAAGAAAUCAGUCACGUCUGUCUUUAUAACAUAAAUCUUCAUAUCAAGUACCAAAGUAAACAGGACUCAGAUAUUGAAUCCCGCUGACCUGGUGCCGAGUUAACUUGGUUUCAAGACACGCUUGCUUCCUCCAGAAAGAGCGUGGAGAGAAAAAGAGGCACACCUGGACGCAGAGCCCUGCCAGCGCCCUCCUCUGCUGUCGCAGCUGCAAGGAGGCCAUGCCUGUGGGAGCCAGGCCUCGCUUGCAUGAAGAAGGAAAGAUGCCUUUUCAGUGGUGCCUCCUCCCGUCAUGCAGAAGAGCUUUUGUUGGCUUCUCUCGCGAGCUUGUGCCUGAUUCUGUGGCCCAAAACAAUCAUUGUUAAUACCUUCGUGUAUUUCAUUCUGAUCUUUCAUUCAUAUAUAUGCCUAGCUAAUUUCAUUUUAAAAUAAAUGGGAUCUGUUGUAUUCUGAUUUUUUAUUAACAACACUAGAUUAUGAGGGAUUGUCUCCUGUUAUUAAAAAGUCAGAAAACACUGUACAGUAGUCCUCCCUUAUCUGCGGGAGAGACAUCCCAAGACCCUCAGUGGAUGCCUGAGACUGUGGAUAGUAUGUGUGGAACCCUACAUAUAUGUAUACACAUGGCUUUUUCCUCUACGUACAUACUGUGGCAAAGCUUAACAAGGAACAGUAAGAGAUUAACAGCAGUCAAUAACUAAUAAAAGUUAUGUGAAUGUGGUCUCUCUCAAAAUAUCAUACUGUAAUCACCCUUCUUGCUAUCUGAAAACCAAGAAGACUAAUGGUUGGAGAAGCUGGAUGAGGGGCUGAUUCAUGUCCCGGGCAUGACAGAGCAGGAGGCACAAAGUUUCAUCACACUAUUCACAAUGGCGAGCAAGUUAAAAUGGAUUUCCCAUUUAAUGUUUUCAGACUUGAGUUGACCAUGAGUAACCAAAACCCCAGAAAGUGAAGCUGGGCAUAUUUCAGAAAUUCUUUUUUAAUCAGAAAUUCUAAUCAAACUUAAGUUUCCAACUAUGUGUUCUCUUGGUCCUCAGAAGUGUUUGAACAGAAAAGUAACAACUAACGUCCCACCUUUCUGGUGGAAGAGUUAAUUCUGCCUGGAGGGUUCUGCCUGGGAGACAUGACAGCAUGUGUGUGACUCCUGUGUCUGUUUCUGUGGAGUCAUCCCUUUCAUUUCAUUUUGCCAGGGCCUGGCUCAGGAUUUUCAGUGGCAGUGCCUGUGAAGACAGGCCUGGCUCUCCAUGCAGUCACACAGGAAAUCCACAGAGAACGUGCUGAGAGCAGCCGGCAGCUGUGCUGCCAGCAGGCCUGGUUUAUGAUGCUGCAAGUGAAUGGCACAUUUGUUCCUCUUUAUCUCUGAGCAUUCGAGGCUUUUGUUUUUUAAAAAAAAUUAAGUUCAGAGUAAUCCUUUUCAUGGAAGAAUCUUCAGGUCAUCCAAGAAUGGAAAUUUUAAGCCCCAGAUUGUAUGGAGCUGUACCUGUGGCGAAAGGAAUGGCCAGGGUGUUGAUGAUAGAAAAGAUUCAGAUGAGGAGUUAGAAGGCCAGCCCUCUGUGGGAGGCCGUCUUCCAGAAACCUCGAACUCAUGUCUCUCUCCACCGGAGAAAGGAGAGGAGAAGCUGGUGUGACCCCCCGUCCCGCUGGGCCGCGCUGUGGCUCAGAAGAUGCCCAGGGUCCUUAGGAGGUGCUCACUUCUGUCACCUGAAGACGCUUCCUUCUGGUUAUUGCUCUUUAAAAACAAAAUAAGUCCCUGAACGUGUUUGCAGGCCCGUUUGUGUGCCUGCACUUGACGAAUCACCUUGACCAAUAGGCCAAAGGCACAGAGCUCCAAAGCGUCAUCUUUCCUUAAAAUCCUGAGUGUUCACUAAAAAGGGACACGACCUCUGGGUAUUUUAUGACAUUUGUAUUUCUUACAUUUGAAAUAUCCUAACCACUCCCUUCAGUUUCUUCUUAAGGACAUUUACAUCUAAUUAUUUUCCAUGCAAGUCUUGUAAGACCCACAUUUUUUCCUAGCUUUGGAAAUAGAUUUUUUUCAUUGCUCUUGUGAGGAUUUCCUUAUGUCAGUAAAUAUUAACUUUCUAUUUCUUCCAUUUUUGCUCAUUUGAAACCCCUGCUGCUUCUAGAUCUAUUUCUUUGCACUUGUAUAACUUUGAAAUAAAUUCCUCAUCCCUUAGACUAAGAGAGUGAGCUCUAUGAAAAUUGUUUUCUCCUUCAUAAUACCUAAAUUCUAGUUUGUCAAUGAAAUAUUUGUGUCUGGUUAACAAGCCUUAUUUAAGCCAUUAAGUUAAUAUAAUCUUUAUUACACUUGAAGAACCAGAGAACUGAAUUUUUUGUCAUUCCAAUAUGUAAGUUAACACUGCAGUCAAGUCUUAUGAUGAAAUUUCCGUGUAUCAAAUUGAAAGUAAAGCAAAAUAUGUUUAUUACUCA
This is a messenger RNA of Rhinopithecus roxellana (golden snub-nosed monkey), 5145 nucleotides long. RefSeq names its product family with sequence similarity 120B (gene FAM120B). Lineage: Eukaryota; Metazoa; Chordata; Mammalia; Primates; Cercopithecidae. Bases 140 to 2692 code for a protein of 850 amino acids. The record is from RefSeq and is a predicted model, not a curated record. The transcript is spliced from 10 exons. Gene Ontology annotation, cellular component: nucleus.